CACAUAAAAGAGAGCCUAGAUUCUUUAGUUUCUUUCGAAUAUUCUUUAUUACCUAUCUAUGACUAUGUCAUUCAUCUGAUUUAGUUUUCUACAAAGGAUUACUGCAUUCUGAAAUGAAGAUACAGUAGUACAGUACAAUGCAUUUAACAAUCUGGGGUUGAAAGAUCACUAUUCAAUGGGCCACAUAGCUUAUAUUUACAGCCCACAUUUAGGCCCACUAUAUUAUAGGUUACCGUUGAUGAUUUUUUUAUUUUAUUUAAGAGGAAAACAGAGUGAAUUUUUUCCCUAAAAUUACGAUUAUCAACCUCACGUGAAACAUUCAUAUUCCAAAACCAAAUGUGUAGAUCACCUUUGCAAAAAAAUAAUCCAAAUCUCGUUUUCCACAACUCCAAGUAUAUUCCAAAUCUACAAUACUGUCCAUUCUAAUAAUCACAUUAUAUAUAGAAUUAUACGUACAUACAUAAUUGCAUUCGUACAAUAUUAUAACACUCACACAAAAUCGAAUCAACAUGGUCAACAGCGACGAUGACAACGAGCCGAGAGGAUAUCUAAUUCUCCGACCGGAAGAGCUCCGGCCAUGGGAACUUUUUCGUUUGUUAUUCUCCCGCGAUAUCGACAAGCCGAGAUCAGUCGAUAGCUCAGAAACCAAAGAACCAAGUUUCAGACGUCGAUGGCUUAUCUUCGUCUCUCUCGUCCUUCUCAAGCUACUUCGAUUAUUCUCCGAGCUUUUAGCUCUCCUUGGCUCCGCCUUAGAAUUCCUCUUAAACUUCCUCUCCGCUAACUCUUUAUCCGGUUUCUUUCUCCGAGGAGAAGUAGUGGUGCCGAAAACAACGUCAGAGAAUUAUCAGUCAUUUAUCGGACAUUUAGACACGAGAAUAAGUUUAGACAAGACGAUGAAUCGCGAAGACGGAGACAAAUACUAUGCUGCAUUGUCCAUUAUGGCUUCAAAAAUUGCCUACGAAAACUCAGCCCGUAUUAAAAAUGUCGUCGAGAAUCAUUGGAAUAUGAAGUAUUUAGGUCUCGUUGACUAUUGGAACGAGUACCAAGAAAAGGAAACAACACAAGCCUUUAUAAUGUCUACAGAUAAAACAUCAACACCAUCCAACUGUCAAGAAACGACGGUGGUGGUUGCAUUUAGAGGAACAGAACCGUUUAAUUCCGAGGAUUGGUGUUCAGAUUUCGACAUUACAUGGUAUGAGCUCCCAAACAUUGGGAAGAUCCAUGGUGGUUUCAUGAAAGCUCUCGGGCUUCAAAACAAUUGUAGUUGGCCUAAGGAACCUCUCCCAAACCCUGAUCGAUUAUCCCCUUUAGCUUACUACUCAAUCAGAGACUCUUUGAAAACUCUGAUCGCUCAAAACAAAAACACUAAGUUUGUUCUGACCGGUCAUAGCUUAGGAGGAGCCCUUGCGAUAUUGUUCACGGCUGUGCUUGUGAUUCACAACGAGACCGAGUUAUUGGAGAGGAUUCAAGGGGUGUAUACUUAUGGACAACCUAGGGUUGGAGAUUCCAAGUUUGGUGACUUUAUGGAGAAGAAAUUAGAAGAAUAUGAUGUCAAGUAUUAUAGAUUUGUUUAUAAUAACGACAUUGUUCCAAAAUUGCCGUACGAUGAUAAGGAUUUGAUGUUCAAACACUUUGGCACUUGCAUCUACUACGACCAAGACUAUCAACCAAAGGUUUUGAGAGAGCAAUCGCAAUCGGACGAAAACUUUUUUUCGUUGCGUGGGAUUAUAAAGAUGGUGUACAUUGCUAUAUUGGAGUUUAUAAGAAGCUUCACUAUUGUGACUGAGAAGGGAUCGGAGUUUAGGGAAGGUUGGUUGUUGAAGGGUGGUAGGGCAAUGGGGAUUAUAGUCCCUGGUGUUUCAAAUCAUACACCUCAAGAUUAUGUGAAUGCCACUAGAUUAACCCCUCCUUGUGUUUUCCAAAUUCAUAGAGAUGUAUCCAUAACAUAAAAGGGUUUUAAGUUAUUGUUUGUAUCUUUGGACUACGCUUUUCAAUUCAUAAUGAAAAACACCGAGAAAAAUUAUCCUUUAAGAAAUGCAAUUCUUUCUUGGUAAACACACAAAAACAGAGCCACUCUGUUUUCAAUUUAUUCAAAGGGAAAUUGCAAAAUUUUGUAUCUCU
Messenger RNA from Arabidopsis lyrata subsp. lyrata, 2121 nucleotides. RefSeq lists its product as uncharacterized. The record is from RefSeq and is a predicted model, not a curated record. Bases 510 to 1949 code for a protein of 479 amino acids. NCBI's taxonomy places the organism in Eukaryota, Viridiplantae, Streptophyta, Magnoliopsida, Brassicales, Brassicaceae. Gene Ontology annotation, biological process: lipid metabolic process. Gene Ontology annotation, molecular function: triacylglycerol lipase activity. The transcript has 4 exons.